AUGAAUGAACUCGAAUCAUUUUCGCCACGGCAUGAAGGGCAUCAUCACGCAGCUAAUAUAAAAUAUGGCUACAUAGUCUUGGGGUUUUCGGUGGUUCAUAUAAUUGGCAUUUUAAUAUGUAAGAGUGUCUUCAAACUUCGCUGGACUACCUCCACGAAAGGAAUAGACUUUGUCAAAUCACCACUUUUUAUUUCGAUUAUUGCAUGGACUUUGAUUUUGAUAGGACUUGGAGUUUUUCACGUACAAUUGCCAGAGAACUAUGUUACUAGUAUUAAGCGGUUUGGUAGAAUGUCGUAUGCGCUUUUGCCCUUCGAUAUAUUUCUCGUAUUAAGACCUAACAGUAUUGGUCUCAGAUAUUUGGAAUUGAUGGAUUUACAUAAAUGGAUGUCUCGGGUGAUAAUUGCUGGGGCCAUUAUUCAUGGAGUGGGCUAUUUUAUCAAGUGGAUAUUGGAAGGAAGCCUCUUCACCAAACUGGUUAGAUUGUGGAAUUUCUUGGGGAUAGUGGUAUUCAUGCUAAAUUUAAUUUUGAUAAUUAUCUCGCUAAGGUAUUUCCGAAGGAGGAUAUACCAGUAUUUCUAUGUCGUGCACAAUAUAACGGUUUGGUUGUUUGUGGGAUUGAUUUGUUUGCAUGCCAGGCCAGGUGUUGGAAAAUAUGCCAUCGCAUGUGCUAGCUUAUUGGGUCUUCAAAUAUUUGAAAGAUAUGCGAAAUCACAUUCAAUUUCAGAUUUAAAAGUGAUUUCAUACGAAGGCUCCAACUUGAUAGUAGUAAGGAUACAACGAGAUCUGAAGAUUGCUGAUUGGCCGAGUGGAUCACACAUCCGUUUAACCUAUCCUCUAACCAAUUAUAGAUCCUGGAUAUUUCCUACUCAUCCUUAUACAAUUGCAUCACUAGAGUCGGAUGAAAUGUUAGAUCUAAUCAUUAGCAAAUCGAAUCGUUUUAUAUUGCACCCGCAAAUGCCUUACUCGUGGACUGGGCCUUUUACUUCCUUUUCAAAGGAGCUCUUACAAACUAUCGAUAACGUCGAUAUUAUUUGUGGGGGCUCUGGUAUCUCAUUUGCAUUGCCAGUUUUCCGAAACCUAAAGCAAAAGGCAUCUCAUGUGAAAUUGAUUUGGUGCGUUAGAAGUAACAAUGAUUUACAUGUCUUGAGAACUUUAAACUUUAAUGAAGAAAUAAUCAUACAUAUUACUGGUAACCUUCAGGAUUCUACUUCAAAUACAAUAUUUGACGAGGAAGAUUAUGGGUUAUUGGAUUAUGAUAAUAAUGAAAAUUUUGAACUUGAGUCAUUACCAUCCUCUGAGACUCCAUCCAGAACGGUUAAUGAUGACUCUUUGUCGCAGGACACAAGGCCCAAAAAGGAAUCGAAAUUUAUCAUAGUACAAGGAAGGCCAGAUUUUGGAAACACCUUCGAAUCUUUGGUCCAGGUAAACAGCUCUAAUAAAUGGAUAAUUGCUUGUGGUCCGAGAAGUCUUGUAAAUAGUGCCCAAGAGUGGGCAAGUGAAAAUAAGGUUAAUUUUGUCUCUGAGAUAUAUGAGAUGUGA
Debaryomyces hansenii CBS767 is the source of this 1539-nucleotide messenger RNA. RefSeq names its product putative metalloreductase. The record is from RefSeq and is a predicted model, not a curated record. Lineage: Eukaryota; Fungi; Ascomycota; Pichiomycetes; Serinales; Debaryomycetaceae. Bases 1 to 1539 code for a protein of 512 amino acids. Gene Ontology annotation, molecular function: oxidoreductase activity. Gene Ontology annotation, cellular component: plasma membrane. The transcript has a single exon.